AUAUUUACAGGUGAUUGCGGUGGGGAGAAUGCAGAUGUGGCAUGGUUCAUGCUUACCCACCCAGACAGAGGCCCAGACAGGGGCAGUUUUAUUGGUGGCAGAAGUGUACACAACCAAAGAAUAGGUAAACUCUCAACAUGACAGACACUAUUUGUACUACUGAGAGGCAAUAGCCCACCAGGCCAGGGUGGAGACCUGGUUUUGAUACAUACCGCACUGCUUUUCUCACAUGUAAAUCAUGUUGUUCUUAUGCUAACUAGUCCACAUUUGCAUGAGAAAGACAGAAAGGUUUGCAUCUAAACAAGGUCACCACCAGUGGUCAAUUCUAUAAAACUUUUACAAGUGUAAUUUACAAGUGUAGCUAUUGUUUUCCCGACUCUAAAACAAUGGCUGCACUUGUAAAUUACACUUGUAAAAGUUUUAUUAAAUUGACCCCAGGCUCUCUUCCACUCAAAGGCCAGGGCACCAAACACACAACUGUAAAAUGGGCCAUUCUACACAUUAUUUUGUGCAAAUUUCUUUCUUUCUGUAUGUGUCAUUUUAGGCAUUCAAUGUGUAUCUGUUUUAAACCCUAAAAUUACUACUGACAUUAAUAAUUAUUUUACAGGGAAGAUGUAUUAUGCUAAAUGUACCAGGAACAACAGAAAACUAGAAUGUCUUUUAAAUGUUUGCUUGUCAUUGUGAGCUGUUAUAAACAAUAAUAUUAAAAGUGGUUUGCCUGAUUCCUUACAUUUAGAGAGGUUGUGGCGUGAUGUGUUCACUGGUUGUACAUAUUUGUAUUACAACCUCUUCUAUUACAUGGAAACUGUUGGAUUGUUAGAGCCACACAAUGACAUACACCUCUGGUGCCUUCACUUUGUGUAUCAACCUCGCAUAGAUCGUCAUCUGCAAUUGUUUGCAGAAGGCUGGAGUAGAAAACGGAUCAGAACAGCUGGAAAUAAAACCCCUACUCAGUUAUGGUUCCAAGGGCUGUAUGCUAUUGCCCAGUCAGAUUAUGUCAUUGCUCAAGAAAUGAACAAAGAUGAAUGGCAGGUCAGUUUUUCUCUGUUGAAAGAUGUCUUCUCUCUGGGGCACCCAACAAGCCAAAUCAACCAAAAGCUUGAGAAAGAGGCACUUUUAAAUUUAAUAACUUAUGUUGCUUGAAGUCUGUCUAGAGUGAUGUUUUCGUUAGCUGGAAGAAUUGGAUCUAUUUGGAUUCCUUAGCUGAACUUUUAAUUGCCUGAAAAUGUUAGGGAACAAAGUCUUCAUUUGAGAAAAUGCUGAAAUGAUCUUUCCACAAACGUUUUAUGCAGCUAUUUUUUUCCCGAAAAGGCUAGCUGAUGAUUUUUACUGCCAAAAACAACAAUUACGACCUUUCCAAAAACCUCAGAGGUUAUGAUUUCCCCAUUGCCGAUCUUUUAGGCCAUGUUUCAGUUACGAAAAUUUGAGUGCACUCUUUAACGGAUUCCAAAAGCCAAAGGCGAACUAACCUCCACCAAACAGAUUUCUGAUACUUGCCGUUGGGUGCCCCUGUUCUUUCAGGCAGUAAAUAAUUAUUAUUAACUGCAAGUCAUAUUUUUGUAACAUUUAGACAUAUCCCAAUAUCCUUGUCUGAUUUUAUGAUCUGUAUAAAAGUAAUGUGAUUUAGUUCGUUUCUUUUCUCAAGUUGCUUUAGCAACAACUUCUUUUGAUGAUAAUGAUGAUGCUGAUGGUGAUGAAGCCCAAUGUUAUGCCAGAUCUCUUUGGUGGCAGGUUAUCCAAAACAGUGGUAGAGUGUUAUUACUGAUUGCCACAAUCGACAUAAUGUAUUUUCAUAUGCAUUGCAGCUGUAUGGAGUGGACUGGGAUGGACCAUUAUCUCCAGAGGAAAAUUGCAUUGAAGUUCCUUAUACUAGAUGUCCUAUCAGUCACAAUGAUAGCGUACUUUUAAAAGACGAAAUCAAUCCCUUAGAUGACAGCACCAUCCAUGGAAUUGAUCUCUAUGAAAGGACACUUCAAUUUGUGACAAGCAGAAUUUCAAGUUGA
Molecule: messenger RNA, 2003 nt
Organism: Porites lobata
Lineage: Eukaryota; Metazoa; Cnidaria; Anthozoa; Scleractinia; Poritidae
Source: the annotation of a GenBank genome assembly